AUGAUAUCAGUGUAUGCAUUUCAACUUAAUGAAGAGAUUCUUUUAGAAAAUGAAACAUCAGGUCAACAAUGCCUUGUAUUUGAAGAUCAUUUUAAUCGAUUUGACUUGAAGAUUUGGCAACAUGAAAUCACAAUGAGUGGUGGUGGUAAUUGGGAAUUUCAAUGGUAUACCAAUAAUCGAUCCAAUAGUUUCGUUGAAGACGGUAUACUUUAUAUCAAACCUACUUUAACUACGGAUUUUAUGGGUGAACAAGCAAUGAUGAAUGGUGGUACCCUUAGUUUAUGGUCGAACGAUCCUUCUAUUCAAUGUACAGGUUGUGAACGUGUUGCAGGUGUAUCAUCUGGUGGUAAUAUCAUCAAUCCAAUUCAAUCAGCUCGUAUUCGAACUUUUGAAUCCAUGUCUAUUCGAUAUGGUAAGGUAGAAGUCCGUGCACGAUUACCUCAAGGCGAUUGGUUAUGGCCAGCUAUAUGGAUGAUGCCAAAAUAUUCUACCUAUGGUCCUUGGCCUGCUAGUGGUGAAAUUGAUAUUAUGGAAUCAAGAGGAAAUAAAAAUGGAUAUCCUUAUGGUGAUUCAUCUAGAGUAAGCUCGACAUUACAUUGGGGACCAAAUUUCAAUUUGAAUCAAUACAACUUGACACAAGCAGAAGUGAUAGCAGAGGAAGGUAGUUUUGCAGAUGAUUUUCAUACCUAUGGAUUAGAAUGGAAUGAAGAAGGUUUACGAACAACAAUCGAUAACAUAACUGUAUUACAAGUGGAUUUUGAUCAAACCUUCUGGACACGAGGAGAAUUCCCUGAUUGGUCGAUGAAUCCUUGGAAACAAGGUGGUAUAGGUGCUCCUUUUGAUGAAGAGUUUUAUCUGAUUUUGAACGUGGCUGUCGGUGGUGCUUCAUCUUAUUGGCCUGAUGAUCCUUCUAAACCUUGGCUCAACUCUGAUCUUCAUCCUGCAACUCAGUUUUGGCAACAUAGACAUCAAUGGUUACCUUCUUGGGGUUCUGGAAACAAACCAGCCUUGGCUAUUGAUUGGGUAAAAGUUUGGUCAGAUCAACCUUGCUGA
Molecule: messenger RNA, 1053 nt
Organism: Halteromyces radiatus
Lineage: Eukaryota; Fungi; Mucoromycota; Mucoromycetes; Mucorales; Cunninghamellaceae
Product: concanavalin A-like lectin/glucanase domain-containing protein
Exons: 6
Coding region: 1-1053 (350 amino acids)
Biological process (GO): carbohydrate metabolic process
Molecular function (GO): hydrolase activity, hydrolyzing O-glycosyl compounds
Source: RefSeq, a predicted model, not a curated record